This is a messenger RNA of Perca flavescens (yellow perch), 1201 nucleotides long. Its product is annotated as myosin heavy chain, fast skeletal muscle-like. Gene Ontology annotation, molecular function: microfilament motor activity; actin filament binding. The record is from RefSeq and is a predicted model, not a curated record. Lineage: Eukaryota; Metazoa; Chordata; Actinopteri; Perciformes; Percidae. The transcript is spliced from 8 exons. The coding region runs from base 1 to 1197 and encodes 398 amino acids. Gene Ontology annotation, cellular component: myosin filament; cytoplasm; myosin II complex.
AUGUCGCUGUCGGAGAGGAAGGACUUUGAAAUCAGUCAGCUCCUUCGCAAAGUUGAAGAUGAGCAGUCAUUGGGUGCUCAGCUUCAGAAGAAGAUCAAGGAGCUCCAGGCUCGUAUUGAGGAACUGGAGGAGGAGAUUGAGGCUGAGCGUGCUGCUCGUGCCAAGCUUGAGAAGCAGAGAGCUGACCUCUCCAGGAAACUGGAGGAGAUCAGUGAGAGGCUGGAGGAGGCCGGUGGUGCCACUGCUUCUCAGGUUGAGAUGAACAAGAAGCGCGAAGCCGAGUUCCAGAAGCUCCGUCGUGGUCUUGAGGAGUCCACUCUGCAGCACGAAGCCACUGCCGCUGCUCUUCGCAAGAAGCAGGCUGACAGCGUUGCUGAGCUGGGAGAGCAGAUCGACAACCUCCAGCGUGUGAAGCAGAAGCUUGAGAAGGAAAAGAGUGAAUACAAGAUGGAGAUUGAUGACCUCUCCAGCAACAUGGAGAAUGUUGCUAAAUCAAAGGGAAAUCUUGAAAAGAUGUGCCGUACUCUAGAGGACCAACUCAGCGAACUGAAGACCAAGAAUGAUGAAAAUGUCCGUCAAAUCAAUGACACAAGUGCACAGAGAGCACGUCUCCUGACAGAAAAUGGUGAGUUCAGGCGUCAAGUUGAAGAGAAAGAAGCUCUUGUCUCCCAGCUGACCAGAGGCAAACAGGCAUUCACACAGCAGAUUGAGGAGCUGAAAAGACAUGUUGAAGAGGAGGUUAAGGCCAAGAAUGCUCUUGCCCAUGGACUGCAAUCAGCCCGCCAUGACUGUGAUCUGCUGAGGGAGCAGUUUGAGGAGGAGCAAGAGGCCAAGGCUGAGCUGCAGGCUGAGGUGGCUCAGUGGAGAGCCAAGUAUGAAACUGAUGCCAUCCAGCGCACUGAGGAGCUUGAGGAAGCCGAGAAAAAGCUGGCUCAGCGUCUUCAGGAGGCUGAGGAGCAGAUAGAGGCGGUGAAUUCCAAGUGUGCUUCUCUGGAGAAAACCAAACAGAGGCUCCAGAGUGAGGUGGAGGACCUCAUGAUUGAUGUGGAGAGGGCCAAUGGGCUGGCUGCUAACCUGGACAAGAAGCAGAGGAACUUUGACAAGGUGUUGGCAGAGUGGAAACAGAAGUACGAGGAGGGUCAGGCAGAGCUCGAGGGAGCCCAGAAGGAGACUCGUUCUCUCAGCACUGAGCUGUGAGAUU